This is a messenger RNA of Pleuronectes platessa (European plaice), 2093 nucleotides long. RefSeq names its product GP1 homolog, RAB6A GEF complex partner 1 (gene rgp1). Gene Ontology annotation, biological process: retrograde transport, endosome to Golgi. Bases 390 to 1550 code for a protein of 386 amino acids. The transcript is spliced from 9 exons. Gene Ontology annotation, cellular component: Golgi membrane; Ric1-Rgp1 guanyl-nucleotide exchange factor complex. NCBI's taxonomy places the organism in Eukaryota, Metazoa, Chordata, Actinopteri, Pleuronectiformes, Pleuronectidae. The record is from RefSeq and is a predicted model, not a curated record.
UUAAUGGCCGACGAAUAACUUUACCGGAGUUUUCCUAUUAUUGUUUUAAUCUUUAAAAAAAUGACAAAUUCAAGUUUAGAUUUCACUAGGACUUUAGGUUGAAACUUGAUCUUGAAGUUGACGCAUAUUUGUUGAUAUAAAUAUUUAUAUUUGUUCCGGUUUGUUUGUCCCUUGGUUGGUUCUUGGUCGCACGUCACCGGAUGUAGAAUUCCUCCACUCAGCCCGUCUUGUUUACUGUAGCCGGGCUCGUGGCUAACUCCAUCAAAUAUGGUCAAAUUCCUGAUAAACACAGUUUGAUAUCGAGCUGUGUCCCUCGAGACGUCUAUUUAAGUUCCUUCCUGGGAAGAAGAACACGUGGCUGACUCGCUGCUGCGUCCCUCGAGGUCAAGAUGAUCGAGGUGGUGGCCUCCAUGGCCCGAGGUCCCGUGCUCCUGGCCGGGGAGCUCAUGGAGUGUCUCAUAACCUUCACCAACCCCAUGUCGCACCUCUCCACCUCGGCCAGCAGUGAGAUGUUGGCCUGGGCCAGUGCUCAGAUUCACUGUCAGUUCCAUGCCAGUGAGAACCGGGUGGCUCUGCCGACCCCGGGAAACAAACAGGACGUCCAGGCCGAGAGCGACACGGUGCUCAUUCCCAGCAGAGGAGAGCGAGGGCAGUGUGUGCUGGACACACCACCUAAGAUACUGUUCUGUGACCUGCGUCUGGACCCCGGGGAGAGCAAAACCUAUUCGUACAGUGAGGUCGUGCCCAUAGACGGGCCUCCUAGUUUCCGUGGUCAGGCGGUGAAGUACGUCUACAAACUGACCAUCGGCUGCCAGAGAGUGAACUCGCCCAUCAAACUGCUGAGAGUUCCCUUCCGAGUGCUGGUGCUGCAGGGCAUGCCCGAGCCUCCGUUUCCCCAGGAUGAGGAGGUCUCCCCUUCCAACCCGUUCCUGGAGGAAGAGGAAGCGAGCCGCAGGGAUGCUCGUCCUCUGGAGAGAGCACUGGACAUGCUCAUGGUCACCACCUCCAGGCGAUGCCCACACAUGUUCAACAUCACCAACAUGCGAGGGAAAGUGGCAAAGUUCUGCAUCUUCAAGAUUGUGUACAGACUCGGGGAGGACAUCGUCGGCACGUUCAACUUCUCAGAGGGGGACAUCCCCUGCUUACAGUAUUCAGUGAGCCUUCAGAGUGAGGAGGAGAUCCAGCAGCAGUACCAGCGGCGUCCUGGCCAGGCGGUCAGUGUGACCGGACACGGGCGACACAUGGAGUCGUGCCUCCACACGGCCUCCAGCCACUUCUCCCUCCCCGUCCCCCUCAACGUCACCCCAGGGUUCAGCACAGACAUAGUAUCUCUCCGCUGGCGCCUGCACUUUGAAUUCGUCACGGCCCGGGAGCCUAUGGAGCCUCCCACCGUUCUGCAGAACCAAUCAGAGGUCACAGUUUGGGCGGGGGCGGAGCACGUGGACGUGGACACCUUCAGCUGGGAUCUGCCGAUCAAAGUCCUGCCCACCAACCCAGCCUUGGCAUCCUACAUGUCCCAGUUCACAGGGACCAACAGGAUUAAUAUCUGACUCUGAGAAGAUCUGGUGAUGAAAAUGUGUCUCUGACGUGUCGACAGAUGUUUUCAUGGUCGUGUGUGAGACACGGAGAGAAAGAACAACUUGUUGUUUGUUUGUUGUUGUUGUUUUUUCUCUCCAGAUGUGGAGCAUUAGCACAGAUGUGCACAUUUCUGGAACAGAUCAUGUGUUUUUUGUUUCAUUGUAUAUGCAGAGCCAGUGAUGGAAUGAAUUUGUUUGCAGCCUUUAAUUUGCCUUUUGUCUUGUGCAUUUUUCGAUGCAUCCUAAUGUUAGAGACAUUUAUUCCUUUUUAGGAAAACUGAUGCACAUUAACUGUGUGAAGUGCAACUCUCUCUGUGGUUGUUGUCGAUAUUUAUUUCAGUUUUUCUUUUUCUUUUAUUGUCCUGCACACUUUAUUUCUGAUUUUAUGAGACAGCUUUUUCUUAUCCAAGAUAUUUUUACAGUGUAACAGUUUAGCUGAGGAAGGGAUUGAGGUGUAUAUAUAUAUAUAUAUAUAUAUAUGUACGACAAGAGAAAUUAAAAGUGUGAUUAAAAUUA